AUGGGAAAACGGACACGAGCCUGCGAGGAAUGCCAUCGCCUCAAAAUCAAAUGUGAUGUCGGCAACCCAUUUGCCCUCAACGACGAUGCAAGCACAGACAGCAUCAACGACAACGGCAGCAGCAAGAGAGCCUGCGAGAGAUGCAUCCGCAACAAUAUCCAAUGCGUGCCAACAGCGCCACGACUGCAGCGAGAUCGCAUCAGCGAGCUCAAUGCCCAGGUAGAGCAGCUCAAAAGCGAGCUGCUCCUGCUUCGCGGCCAGAACCGAAACUCCAGCGCCAGCAGCUCAAAUUCUGCAAGGAGUGCUGACUUCUACCACGGUCGCAACGUGUUGUCUUUUCUUGACGCUCGCAUCCCCCAUGCUCUGCAGCAGGACCUGCUGCGCUUCUUUGUCCUUGAAGUCGCGCCGCAGUGGCCCAUCAUCCUGCUGCCAACGGACGACCUGGAUCACGCGCGGCGCGAGUAUCCGAUCCUGCUAUUGUCCAUCCUGACGUACACAGUCACACGAUCUGGCCAGAGCACUUCACAAGAGGUGCACGACGAUCUGAUCCACGAGGUGAUGCACGUCGUCGGGGAUGACAUUAUGGUCAGAGGCCAGCAGAGCCUAGAGCUUGUGCAAACCUUGCUGGUUGCUGGCUUCUGGAACAAAUCAGCCCGUGGAGAGUCGCACGCGAGCUGCUUUCAGCUAACCCAGAUCGCCACCGACAUGGCCAUCGACCUGAAUAUCGCCGGUCCCUGUCUCCGGCCGACACCAUCAGCAUAUUUUCGUCCUCAGGACAACCCGACCAGCACUGAUGCGAGACGGACGUGGUUGGCGUGCUUUUUGUGCAUGGCGGCCGCCUCGGUCAGCAACCGCCGACCCAUUGCCGUUCCUUGGAAUAGUUAUCACCACGAAUGCCUGCUUCAUCUGGAAAGCAUAGGCAACCCUUCAGACAUUCUGCUCUGUCAGCUCGUCCGCGUCAGUGUGCUUACCCAGGAAGUGUCAACGGCACUAAAGACAUGCGAUCUCACCGUUUUCAUGGAUGGCAACACAUACUCGACGCACGCCAUUAUGGACGACCUGCGAAUGCGGGCUGGCAACUGCGCCGCACAAGUCAUGAAUAUCACGCCCAGUCCUGGUAUGCUCAAGAUCCUUUGGCACGUGGCCAUGAUCUACAUCCACGAGCCCCUCUUUUGGACGCCCACAAACAUGGCGUCCUUUGCAUCGCCAUUCAUCCCGGGCCGCAUCGCCGUACACGACUUUGCGCAUCCAGAGCACCCCAUUCCUCCCCUGGAAGCAUCUCUCCCUGCAAUAAUCCAACACUGCCACGCGGUGAUCGACAUCGCGCACUCGGAACUAUCGCCAAUGACGAUCGUGCACCUCCCCAGCUUCUGUACGGCGCCGUUGAUCACGUACUCGAUGUACAUGCUCAUGUGCGUGCUCGUCAGCGCCACAGGACAACCCAGCGGAGUAUACGGACGAUACAUCACACGUGAGAUGCUGGCUGUGGACAAGUACCUCCUCAAGCUGCGCGACCUGGUUGGGCGCCUCAAGGUCGUCGAUCCGAUGAUGAGCUGCUACACAACGAGGAUAUUGGAUGCGACGGGGUGGUUGGAGCAGUGGUAUAAUGACUAUGCUGGGAUACUGCAGCGGUAUGAGUCGAAUAUGAGUGGUUGAGUACAGACUCUCUUUACAUAUGGUGCGCAGAAGAAGCAAGUACUGUACAGAUUUCAUGGUCUGCAUUGUUCUUAGACAGCUGCAUAUAGGCGGUGU
Messenger RNA from Microdochium trichocladiopsis, 1752 nucleotides. RefSeq lists its product as uncharacterized. NCBI's taxonomy places the organism in Eukaryota, Fungi, Ascomycota, Sordariomycetes, Xylariales, Microdochiaceae. Bases 1 to 1656 code for a protein of 551 amino acids. The transcript has 3 exons. Gene Ontology annotation, molecular function: DNA-binding transcription factor activity, RNA polymerase II-specific; zinc ion binding; transcription cis-regulatory region binding. Gene Ontology annotation, cellular component: nucleus. The record is from RefSeq and is a predicted model, not a curated record. Gene Ontology annotation, biological process: regulation of DNA-templated transcription.